Molecule: messenger RNA, 2541 nt
Organism: Colletotrichum orchidophilum
Lineage: Eukaryota; Fungi; Ascomycota; Sordariomycetes; Glomerellales; Glomerellaceae
Product: SOM1 protein
Exons: 4
Coding region: 1-2541 (846 amino acids)
Source: RefSeq, a predicted model, not a curated record
AUGAACACCAACAAUCCCAAUAUGGCCAACAUGAACGCCAUGGGCGGCGGCCCUGUUGGCGCUCCCGUACCCAUGAUGAAUAAUGGCGCAGUUGCUCCCCAAGUCGCCGGCGGUCCACGACAAAUGACCAUGCCCACUGAGAGCCAGCGCACCUUGCUCAACACCUAUAUCUACGAGUAUUUCCUCCGCCAUCAAAUGUUUGAUUGCGCUAGAUCCCUCCUCAACGGAGAACACCAAGUCAACGUCAUGAAGGAUGGCUCCAACCGGCGGAGGGACGAGAAUGGCAAUCUCAUCGGCAAUGGACUCGGUGAUGACCCCAUGGACACCGACUCCAAAGAUGACAUCGACGCGAAGCUACCUGAAGACCUUCCCGCCCCCAAGUUGCCCAUGCCCGCCUCAGAAUCAUCAUUCCUAUAUGAAUGGUUCUGCCUAUUCUGGGACAUUUUCCACGCGCAACGAGCAAAGGGUGGUAAUGGUCCUGUCAACCAAUAUGUCAGCCAUACUCAGCAGCAAUCCCGCAUGCGGCAAAACCAGCAGCAGGAGCUUCUCCGCCAGAUGCGCCCCGAUGGCAUUGCUGCCCAACAGCAAUAUCAUUCCCAGAUGAUGCGCAACAUGCAAAAUGGCCAUGCUGGCGGCAUGGCCAUGAACAUGCAAAAGGGCAACCUGGCAAGGGCGGCCAUGGCGAACAACCAAAACAAUCCCCAGGCCAUGCAAAUGCUUCAGCAUGCGAAGCAAACCCAGAUGCAGCGAGACCCUUCGGACAUGGAUGGCAACCGCCAGCGCCCCUCAUCGCCUGGCUCUGGUGAAAACGCCCCUUCGCCAUCCAAGAGACCUCGCCUAGACGGGGCGCCCAACUUCCCGAAUCAGCCCGGAAUGAUGCCGAACGGAAGACCGCAGCAGGGCAUGCCGGGCCAGCAGAUGGGGACAACCCCAAACGUAGCUCAAGCCCAGCAGAUGCUCAUAACCAACGGAAUCAAUCCGGCAUCGCUGACCCAGCAGCAGUUUACGACAUUCUCAAACCAACCACCUGCCGUCCAAGCUAAGUCCAUUGCCACAUAUGCGGCAAACCUCCAACAGCAUCAAGCUAGCCAGAUGCCUAACAAACCUAUCCCUAACGCGUCCGGUCCCCAGGGUCAGGGCUCACCCAUGAUGGCUCAAGGCUCCGAAGGGGCUGGCCUAGCUGCGUACUACAAUGCUGGGGAGAUGGGUCCAGGAGGAAUUCGGCCUGGCCCAGGCGGUGCCCAAGCCGGCGGUGGAAGUAACCACGCUCUGCAGGACUAUCAAAUGCAGCUAAUGCUUCUGGAGCAGCAGAACAAGAAAAGACUUAUGAUGGCUCGACAGGAGCAAGACAACAUGGGUGGCGGCGCCAUGCCCAGAGACGGUCCAGCUGGGCCUGGCGGCCCCGGCGCACCCCCUGGCCCAAAUGGUCAGCCAUUUCCAGAAACGUCGCCCCAAGGCGCCAGAACCGGAGCUUCACCAAACCCAACGGAGCAGAUGAAGAGAGGCACGCCGCAGAUGAACAACGCUGGCAUUCCGUCACCGCUGCCAGAGGGCGCACAAUCGCGCGGUUCCCCCAAUCCCAUGAACUUCAUGGGCAACCAAAUGGACCCGAAUAUGGCGCCACACUUCUUCAAGGGCAUGGGUAACCAGAUGGAUGGCAACAUGGCUGGCAAUCAGCAGAUGAAUGGCGGCAUGCGCCCGCCCAGCUCGCACCCUGGUCAGCAGUUCAACGGCCAGAUGAACCCUCAACAGAUGAUGGUCGCCCGGCAACAGCAACAGGCGCAACAGCAGCAGCAAGCCCAACAGCAGCAGCAGCAGCCACCUCAGCAGCAGCAACAGCCUCAGCAGGCUGGUCAAGGGGGUCAGCCAGUGCAAUGGCAACAAGGCGGCCCGAAUGGACAGAUGGUGCCACAGGGUCCUCAGGGAUCGGUUCAGGGUACACCACAGCAACGGUCGAUGCCACCGCCGUCCGCACCAGCUGGCGCCAACUCCAACCGGACAAGCACUUCCUCACCUCAACAAGUGACAGCGGCACCCCCAACUCCGUCACAGUCCAACAAGGCGGCCCCGAAGAAGAAGGAUAACAAGAACGCAAAGACAAAGGCUGCGACGCAAAAGAAGUCCAACAACAACCUGAACAGCGGAACCACACCAGCCGCUGACAGUGCGCAAGACGCCGAGGCGGCAACGCCGGCCACUCCCAUCACCCCUGUCAACCCUGCCAGCUUCACCAAGAAUGGUCAAAACGCCGCCGUGCCCGCCGUACCCAAUGGCCAGGCUGCUGCUCCCGCACCCGCCCCUCAACCUCAGGUGGCCCCUCAGGCGCACAACGAUACCAACCAAAACGGAGGAUUCAUGGACAACUCCAACCCGAUGGUGGACUUCGGCGCUAUGGCUUUCGCUGACCCAUUGGUCUCGGACAACGUUCUCAACGAUUUCGACUUUGAUUCGUUUCUGCACGAAGAUGGCGAUAAUCAGGCCUUUGAUUUCAAUACGGGGUCGUUCGGCAUGGAGGGUGCCAAUGAAAUUGGCGCAGAUUAG